GCGUAUUGGCUCUUAGAUAUCGUAGAUCGUACAGACCCCCAAAACUAUGGUAUGAAUACGAUAAUUAUGGUAUGUCUGGCAACACAGGCUCCCAUUGAGCAAAAGGUCACAGCUGCGCGCUCAUUGGUGAACGUCACACGAGGCAAUAGACAUGAUUGGGGCUCGUCCUUAUUAGUCAAGUCCACAACCUUCCAGUACAGUUUCGGAAAGGAGCAAACACACAAGGUUCAACCAUGGAUCUCGUGCUGAACGUUGCAGACUUUUACGUCCUCACCCCGUACGUGUACCCCACAUCGUGGCCUGAGGACGGGGCUCUGCGGCAGAUCAUCAGCCUGAUGGUGGUGACGAACCUUGGAGCUGCAGUCCUGUAUCUGGGCCUGGGGGCCAUCAGCUACUAUUUCAUCUUUGACCAUGAUCUGAUGAAACACCCACAGUUCUUAGAGAAUCAGGUUCGUAGAGAGAUCCAAUAUGCUCUUACGUCUCUUCCCUGGAUCAGCAUCCCCACGGUAGCUUUGUUUUUUGCUGAAGUCAGAGGCUACAGCAAACUGUACGACAACGUCAAUGAAUUUCCACUGGGUUGGCCUGGUCUUUUCCUGAGUAUGAUCUCCUAUGUGGUUUUCACUGACAUGUGUAUCUACUGCAUCCAUCGCUGUCUACAUCACAAACUUACCUAUAAGCUGUUUCACAAAGCACACCACAUGUGGAAGAUCCCCUCUCCCUUCGCCAGCCAUGCCCUUCAUCCUGUAGAUGCCUUUGUGCAGGGGCUCCCAUACCACAUCUACCCCUUCCUCUUCCCUCUCCACAAAGUGCUCUACUUGCUGGUGUAUGUUUUUGUCAACAUCUGGGCUAUUUCUCUCCAUGAUGGUGACUAUCGUGUUCCCAGGGUCCUGACCACUGUCAUCUGUGGCUCGGCUCACCACGCUGACCACCACCUCUUCUUCAACUAUAAUUAUGGCCAGUAUUUUGCACUGUGGGAUCGUCUGGGAGGCUCCUACAGGCACCCCUCAGGUUUAAUGGGGAAGGGUCCCAAUGAUUUGAUCAGGAAACUUCAAGCAGAGGGAAAGUUAGGAUGUGAGAGAAUGAAAGGUAAAGGGCAAUUGAACGGACACAGUUCGAGAGAAGUCACACACAAGGAGGAGUAACGACUGGUUAAAUAUUAUAAUGUAUACUCGUUAAGUAUUUUUGUAAUGACGCUGAGUGACAGCUGAGUGUGCAGACACUCACACACAGCUGGAAAGAAAAAACUCAUGAGUCCUGUUCUGUUAAUUCAUGCCCACAUUUGUAGCAGUUUUGUUUUUACUAAUUCCAGCAACUCAAGGGUUAGCCUAAUUGUAAAAGACCUCAGGUCAGUUAUGAGAGUCUUCCUAGGAUCUUGGUCCAUCAUAGUCAUGACAUCAUUUCCUUUUUCUCUUCUAUUUGCUGAGUCAGCUGAUUAUGCAUUAAAUUCUUAGUUUAGUUUAAUUUAGUUAUUUUGUUGUUUGUUCUUUAUUAAAACAUGAUUGAUAACAAAUGCUAUUUUAUAUUGGGGUUUUUUCUGUCUUCAUCUCUAUGUUCUUGUUUUACAGCUGUAAAAUACAAUAAAAAGCUAAUUGUGCCAUAUAAAUCAGUAGUCACUGCAGAUUUGCCGAUUGAUUUAUCGGUGUUAUAGUCAGGUUAUGAAAUGAUUGAUGGUCGAUAGUAGGUCGAAAAACAAAGACUUUGUUCACUGCACCUUAACAUUGAUAAAGAUGGUUGAGAUGAGGACACUUGUUCAUUCAGUGAUACUAUACUUAAGCACUAUCACCACAAUUGGUACAAGCUGUAGCGUCACUUCCUGCGAGUGGGCGUGUCUUAAACUGUCAACUAACCGAAGAAAAACUAACACAAGAGCGUAUGUGGUUCUGGAGGCGGGAGGAGGCAUGUGAUCUGAUGGAUUGCUGAGAGCAGGCUUUCCUUUGGUCUCUGC
Betta splendens (Siamese fighting fish) is the source of this 1945-nucleotide messenger RNA. Its product is annotated as lathosterol oxidase-like. NCBI's taxonomy places the organism in Eukaryota, Metazoa, Chordata, Actinopteri, Anabantiformes, Osphronemidae. Gene Ontology annotation, molecular function: iron ion binding; oxidoreductase activity. The transcript is spliced from 6 exons. Bases 234 to 1142 code for a protein of 302 amino acids. The record is from RefSeq and is a predicted model, not a curated record.